This is a messenger RNA of Hyaloscypha bicolor E, 3393 nucleotides long. RefSeq lists its product as uncharacterized. Lineage: Eukaryota; Fungi; Ascomycota; Leotiomycetes; Helotiales; Hyaloscyphaceae. Gene Ontology annotation, molecular function: protein binding; ADP binding. The record is from RefSeq and is a predicted model, not a curated record. Gene Ontology annotation, cellular component: kinesin complex. The coding region runs from base 82 to 3393 and encodes 1103 amino acids. The transcript is spliced from 3 exons.
CUUCAGCUCAGCCUCACGUCUUCUUCACAUUGUCGGUCACAUCUCGACAAGCGCUAUUCACGGCUACAUCCGGCUUGCGAAAUGUCGAAAAUAUUCAACAGGUUCAAGAAAGGUCGGGCCGGUCGCGAUUCGAAUCUGCCCGCAACUCGCGGCGAGUCGUCCAAUGCAUCGUCCGCUCCGGCGCUGAGCCAAAAUAGCGCAGACCCGUCUACCCAUGCCCCAGCAUCUCAGCACCCUCAAUCGGCGGGGAAAAUCGGCCUGUUUGAGCUCGCAAAGGGAAAGCACGAUGACGAGAAAACAAUCGAUGUGGUCGCUGUCCAUGGGCUGCAGGGAGAUUUGUAUCAGACCUGGACACACGAGAAUGGCACCAUGUGGCUCGAAAGUAUACUGCCUGAUAAAAUUCCUUGUGCUCGCAUCAUGACAUUCGGCUACAAUUCAGCUAUUGCCUUUAGUAGCUCAGAAGCUAUGCUCGAGGACAAGUCUAUCGAACUCAUCAAUCGAUUAACCAUGAAGAGAUCUUCCAUCGAAAAUGGUUCCACGCGGCCUAUAGUCUUUGUCUGCCAUAGUCUGGGCGGCAUCUUGGUUAAAAGGGCACUUAUUCUCGCCCACGAACGUUCUUUGGACACACACUACAGGACUAUACUGGAUAACACGAAGGCUAUUGCCUUCUUAGGUGUUCCACAUCGGGGAGCUAAUGCCGCCUGGUGGGCUACUUUUGCAGCAAAUUCUUUGAAAGGCGCCACUCUAGGUAUGGUCACACAUACGGCUCUAGUCAAAGACCUCCAGAAAGCUUCUCCAACACUAGCCACCAUCUCGAAGCAAUUUGUCGACAGAGCAAAAUCUCUAAAGAUUUACACAUUCUACGAGACCCGAAAGCUGUCUGGGAUAGUGGUUGUUGAUAAGCCAUCAGCACUUCUAAAUCUUCCAAAUGAAAAGCUGUUCCCGGUAGAUGCCAACCAUAGAACCAUCUGCAAGAUAUCGUCCGCCGAGAGUCAGGAAUACGAGGCCGUGGGCGCCUGGAUUGAAGACCUAGUUCGCUCAGUUGCCACAAAUGCACCACACAACCUGCCACAAGUACCAUCAUCGUAUUUCGAAGUUCCUAAUCGCCGAGUUUCCCACUUCUUUGGACGAGAAGAUAUUGUAACCAAAAUCGACCAGGCCCUCUCCGUGAGUCCUGGCCCACAUGUCGUAGUCCUUCGAGGUAUAGGUGGCCAAGGCAAGAGUCAAGUAGCACUGGAAUACUGUCGUCAAAAGAAGGAUGGUCCGUCCCCCGAUAUUUUCUGGAUUGAUGCAACAAGCGAAAACUCUGUAACAAGCACUUUUAUCUCCAUCUCUGACCUCAUUCGCACCACGACCGAUCAGCUUCUUGAUAAUAAUGCUCGACUUGCCUUAGUUCGCCGGAAGUUUGCUAAUUGGCCGACCGAAUUGCUCCUGGUUUUCGACAACUAUGAUGAUCCUCACGAAUUCCCAAACAUCCAAGAUUACUUCCCACCAAAUAAGCUCAGUUCAAUAUUGGUUACUGGCAGACACGCAGAUAUCGGCACACUCGUUCUUGGUCAAGACGACAACCUCAUUGAACUGUCCGGCCUUGCAGACACCGCAGCCGUGGACCUGCUUGAGCACCACAGCCAAGUCAAAGAGACGAAUGGCAAAUUUGGCGAAGAGAUAGUAAAGAGGCUCGGGUAUCACCCACUCGCUAUAACGCAGGCCGGUACAUAUAUCAGAAAAGGAGGGAUUCCGCUGGGUGAAUUUAUGGAUAUAUACAAGCAAGAAAAGGCCGAGAUCUUGACCAACACCCCACAACUCUCUCAGUACCGAAGAAAGCUAGGAGAUGCCGAGAACGAAACAUCUUUGAAUGUUUUCACCACGUGGCAACUUUCGUUCCAGCAACUGCUGUCACAUGUGUCUGAAGAUAGUGUUGCGGUCAAGCUCUUAAGGCUUCUUGCGUUUUUCGACAACAAAGACAUUUCGGAGUGGAUUUUUAUCGAGUUUCACCGCAAUCCAGUCGUCAACAAGACAAAUGAACUCCUCCAAUGGGUCAAUCAAUUUACAGACAGUCAGCAACGUUGGAGCAAUCGCUUGUUUAAAAAGAACCUGGUCCUCCUGCAUGAUUUUUGUCUCCUCCAGUCAGUCGCUCAAGAUGCAGAUGAGUACAGUCACGCAUCAUUGCACCCUCUUGUUAAAGACUGGAUACAUCUACAAAUGGGACAGUCUGCAUGCCAACAGUAUGCCCUUAUGGCCUCGGAAAUUUUAGGUGACAUAUUGCGGGCAUUUAGGGAGAACCAACAUUUCCAAUUGCCUUUGCAAACAAAGCAGUAUCUUGCAUUACACGUCAUUGCUCAGGAGGAUAAUGAUAGCGAAUACCUUGGUAUUGGUUGUGCAGAAGUACCUCAGGACCUUGUAAUCGAGUACGCUUCGAACCAGGGAUGGUUCGCAAUAUUCUUUACCGAAUUGGGUCUCCAUAACAAGGCUGAACAGCUGCGGGUGCUGGUGCUGGAAACGAGGAAGAAGGUGCUGGGACCCGAGCAUCCGGACACGCUCGUGAGCAUAAGUAACUUAGCGUUAACGUACUUGAAUCAGGGACGGUGGAAGGAGGCAGAACCGCUACAGGUACAGGUAUUAGAGACAAGCAAGAAUGUGCUAGGCGCCGAGCAUCCGGACACGCUCGUGAGCAUGAGUAACCUGGCGUCAACAUACGAGAAUCAGGGCCGGUGGGAGGAGGCUAAAUCGCUAAAGAUACAGGUAUUAGAGACGAGGAAGAGGGUACUAGGCCCCGAGCAUCGGGAUACGCUCGUGAGCAUGAAUAACCUGGCAUCAACGUACAGGAAUCAGGGCCGGUGGGAGGAGGCUGAAACGCUAGAGGUACAGGUAUUAGAGACGAGGAAGAGGGUACUAGGCCCCGAGCAUCGGGAUACGCUCGUGAGCAUGAAUAACCUGGCAUCAACGUACAGGAAUCAGGGCCGGUGGGAGGAGGCUGAAACGCUAGAGGUACAGGUAUUAGAGACGAUGGAGAGGGUACUAGGCCCCGAGCAUCCGGAUACGCUUAUGAGCAUGGGUAACCUGGCGUCAACGUACAGGAAUCAGGGCCGGCGGGAGGAGGCUGAAACGCUAGGGGUACAGGUAUUAGAGACGAUGGAGAGGGUACUAGGCCCCGAGCAUCCGGACACGCUCACUAGCAUGAACAACCUGGCAUGGGCGUGGAAACAGCAGGGCCUACAUUCAAAAGCUCUUCAGUUAAUGGAAGAAUGUGUGCAGCUAAGAACUCGCAUAUUAGGUAAUAAUCAUCCGAAUACGUUAACUUCUAGUGCGGCAUUGCUUGAAUGGCAAGCAGAGAAUUUGGAGAUUAGUAGCUUAGUCGAAGAAAAUCCAGCGGUCAAUAAUAUAGCUAGUUAG